Messenger RNA from Hordeum vulgare subsp. vulgare (domesticated barley), 1007 nucleotides. RefSeq names its product neurogenic locus notch homolog protein 1. The transcript has 6 exons. The coding region runs from base 144 to 812 and encodes 222 amino acids. The record is from RefSeq and is a predicted model, not a curated record. NCBI's taxonomy places the organism in Eukaryota, Viridiplantae, Streptophyta, Magnoliopsida, Poales, Poaceae.
CAUCCAUCCGCCUCUUUAAGCUCCAUCAUCACAACCGCCCACACACACGGGGGGGGCGCAGAGACCGGAAACACCAACGGGCAGCAGCAAAGCAGUAGCACUAGUGGUUGCAGCAGAGUCCAGAGAGAAAUCAAGAAACCAAGAUGAGACGGCUCGCCGGCGGCGCCGCCCUGCUCCUCUUCCUCCUCCUCCUGGCCAUCACCGCCAGGCCUGCCGCCGCCGACUUCUUCUCCCCUCUCAGCCCCCUCCUCGCCCCCGUCAUGGGGUCGCUAUGCAAGGCGGUGGCCUGCGGGAAGGGGAACUGCACGGUGACGACGGGGCUGCCGGGGUACAGGUGCGACUGCGAGCCCGGGUGGACGCAGAUGCACGUCGGCGACAGCCUCAGGUUCCUGCCCUGCGUCAUCCCCAACUGUACCAUUGAUCGUUCAUGUUCUAACGACACUUCAGCCCCAUCACCGGCGCCUUCACCCAAAAAUGUCUCCAUCUCGGCAAACCCUUGUGACUUGGCUUAUUGUGGUUCCGGGGGCACAUGCAAGAACGCCACGGGGCUCAGCUACCACUGCGAGUGCAAGGAGGGCUUCAGCAAUGUUUUGAACAUGACCACAAUGCCUUGUUUUCAAGACUGUUCUUAUGGAGCGGAUUGCGCAGCCAUCGGGAUCUUACCAUCCACAAACUCCACUUCUACAGCACAACCAGCUGGCUCCGCAAGCGUUUCAAACAAUUGCAAUGCACCUGUUCCAGGAUCUGUUUUGUGGCAAAUUCUACUUCCUCUGCUGAUGUUAGCCUCCCUUGCUAUGGGUCAGGCGACAUAAACAGAGGAUGGUUUAUACCACGGUACAGCACUAGAGAGAGUAUUUGUUCACGGACAGGGUAGAGCUUUUAGCCUGUUAGAGAUGUACGUUGUUGGUGUAUGUCGCUGCUGCAUUAUUUCUUUGCACUCGUUGAUUCUUCUACAGUGAGACUUGAUGAUUAGUGUGAAAAUGGAAUAAAAUAUAAUGUUAAAUAAA